Molecule: messenger RNA, 4727 nt
Organism: Lytechinus variegatus (green sea urchin)
Lineage: Eukaryota; Metazoa; Echinodermata; Echinoidea; Temnopleuroida; Toxopneustidae
Product: flocculation protein FLO11-like
Exons: 9
Coding region: 901-3639 (912 amino acids)
Source: RefSeq, a predicted model, not a curated record
UUGCAGAGAAAAAGCAAGUACCAGCUAGCUAGAUGCAAAUGCGCGAAGGAUUAUUUUCCUCCGAUGUUCUCCGCACGCAGUUCAACGCGUGCGUUUAAUAGGACUAAACUAUAUAUGUUAUAGAAUAUUGAUUGGAUAAUUGAAGCUGCUGUAUUUGGGAACGAGUAACUCUCUCGGCUUAAACGAUGAUUAUAAUUAAAUUAAAGCAGUUCAAGGGCUUGUCAUCGUGUUGGUGGAAAAUAUUGUCAGUUCUUCUCUAUAACAGCGUUUAGCCAGUCAUCACGUGCUACUACUCAAGCUUUCGGAAUAAACAAAUUCACAUUAUAUUAGUUUUUGGGUCCGGUGCCCCCAAAUCCCCAGCCUAUGCGCCCGUGAUAACAACAGAUGCGUGAUAGAAGAAUGGUUAUAAUGUACCUCACACUGUCUCUACUGAAUUGACCACACCCAAAGUUUGCACCCCUCGCUGAAUCUUGCUGGGAUCUAUAGAGGAAAUUUAACCUUAUUUCUCAAAAAAGGAGAGAUUUGAAGCAAAUAGACUGGACGUCAAACUGUGAGUCCAACCAGGACCGUUGUAAACUUGUGUUCGAGACAUCUCGGAUCUCGACAGACAGGCUGAUCACAAAACUGGUAAUCUGGAAGAUGUUGAUAAAUAUCUUCACGUGAUGUGAUUGUCACUGCUUAUCGGUGGGUCCUCGUGGUUCUCGAUUUAUAGCGAAAGUUCAAGGCGCGGGGAACAGCUGUCACUCUGGAGACUGGAAUAUAAUAUGUCAUUUUUCAAAUGAUACUUUGCAUACUUUGCACUACCUUCACCUAUUGUUUUCAGAAGAUUUGACGUCUAAUCAAGUCUCCGUUGGACCUAGAUGUUGCUUGGCAGUCAUUGUACUUCAAAUGUGAAUCACCAUGGCAACCGUGUAUUCUCUGAUAUCUCUCCUUGUCUGCAUUCACCAGACGUCAGCAUCUUCUUCAAGUCAGAUAAAAAGGGCACAUCCGCAUGCUCCAUCAUCGUCCACAUCACUCCUUCAUUCAUCAUCGACGCCACCGUCUAUGUCAUCAUCGUCGAUGUCAUCACCAUCGCCUCAGCUAUCAAACAUGCUAAAUACUACUUCAUCAACGAUAUCAACCAUGACAUGGGCAUUGAGUAUUAAUGAUACGCAGCCACCGACAAGGGGGCAGUCGAGUAGGUCGAGGUCGGUACAUCCGUCACCGAAGGCGACGUCGAAGACGAUCUAUGCACCAUCGUCAUCGGAACCGUUGUUUGUGAUGACUUCAUCAUUUUAUGAAGGAAAUCUGAACACCUCUACCAUGUCUACGAACUUUUGGGAUGGCGACAUAUACAUCACGACGACGGAAGAGAUCUGGCUAUCAACAUUAGACCAAGAUGCUGAGAUCACCACAGCUACGCCAGUAUCACAAAUACCAAUAACAUUGAUAUCACAGCCACCAGCAUCACAUAUGUCAUCAUUGUUGUCACCAUCACCUUCAACAAUGCCAUCUGCAGCGUCACCAUCAACCCGAGUAAACAUACCAUCACAACAACCGUCAACGUUGAUACCGUCUUUACCGCCAUCAACACCAAUACCAUCAUUUUCAUCAUCACCGUCAAUAUCAUCAUCAUCCUCACAAUCAACACCAUCAACACCAAUACCAUCAUCAUCAUCAGCCAGACCAAUACCAUCAUCAUCAUCAUCAUCAUCAACAUCAUCUCCAAUAUCACAACUAUCAACACCAAUUCCAUCAUCAUCUAUCGGUAACCAUAGCAUUCAUCAAAGCCCAUUCUCGACACCUCCUCCACCAUCCGUCAUUCCCUCCCCUUCUACUUCUAUGUCUUCUGGUGCUAUGUCGAAUGCUGCAGAUACAAGAACAUCCUCGUUUCCUCACUCAAUUUCUAUGUUUAUAUCUUCAACGUACGAGUCCGACCGGGUCACCUCUUCAGUGCUGGGUAGUAGCACCGGCGAUUCCGCCAGCGUGUCAAUGACCUCAAGCACGACCUAUGACUUCAAUGGAUCAUUGCCGAUAUCAGCUACACAAUCAAUGUCCCCUACGUUUGAAAUCAUCUCGUCUUUCAUUGAUUUAAAUGUAACAUCAUUCGUGGAAUCAUACACGAUUCUAAUGACAGCAUCGGCUGAUGUCAACGUGUCCGUAGAGUCUCCUCAACCAACGAUGCAAUUAUUCACUCAGUUGAUUUCUUCAGAAACUCCGGAAAUACAUUCAACUCCGAUUUCUUCAGAUUAUCGCAUGCCGAUGCCUUCAUCUGCUUCGCCCAUUGCAUCAUCGUCAAACAUUCUCCUGAGCGCAUCAAUGAGUGGCAUCCCCUCUGCAAUGCCAUCCACGUCGAGCUUUACUGCCAGUACUGCAAAUCCGGCAUCGCAUAUCCCACCAACAGAAUCAGCAUCAACAGAAGCAACCACUGAUGGAAACAAAACCACACUGGGAGUGUACUACCCGGUGAGAUGCACCAUCAAAUUAGGAGGAGAUUGUCGUCAAGUCAAGGCGAAAGAGGACGCCUUCAAAAGCAAUUUCAUCGAGUCAAUAUCCUCUCUGAUGUCUCUAGACCAUUCCAGGAUAUCAGUCAACAGCGUGAAAUGUGGCUCUGUCGUUGUGGACUUCACGCUGCAGGACACUGCGGAUUUUGCCUUCGCAGAGGAUCUCUACGGCUAUAUGGACUCGACUGACAUCACUGUGCCCUUCGAAAAUCAAACCCUGACAGCAGAGACAAUCGAAUUUCACGACGGUCCGUACGCUCCGACCACACCGAAGCCAUCGGAAGCCCCACCGGUAUCCGACGACGAUGAGGGCGGGCUAACUUUCGAACAGCAGCAGAGACUGAUAUACAUCCUCAUCGGCGUCGUGGUUGGCUUCGUGAUUUUACUGGCCAUCAUCCUGGUUGUCCAUCACGUGGUUAGGAGGACCUGCAGUAAGAGUCAACAGUCCUUCGAUCUUCAGGACGAACCCUGCAUCAAACUGACUGACUUCAACAUGGCGCACACCUGUAUUCCUAGACCUCGAAGUAUCUACAGCUCCAUUGGGGCAGAUGGAAGGUUCUUCCGAUACGACAAUCGAGAGGACAACACUUAUCCACCUGCCAGUCCGACGUCAUUCAUUUACGCCGACUCACGGGACAUCAAAGAACAUUAUCAUGAGGUCAUUGACCCGGAUGACCAAGACCCUUCGACCUCUGACAUGCAGAAUCAAAAGGACUUUGGGCGUAGUGGACUUCCGGAAUGGAACCUUCCACUCGUAGAUGGUGCUUCUGCUGUGUCCCCAGAUCUCCUGAAUACUAUCGAUUCCCACCAUUCAAGUCACCCGUCGACAUCGUCUGAUACAUUCCGACCGCCGUCCGCCGCCUCGUCAACCCUCAAUAACCCGCCGGUUUUCUCACCACCCGCUCCCCCUCCUCCACCGCCUCCACCGCUGCCCACCCCUAUCAUACAGAGUGGAACGCUCCGGUCUCGACACAGCUGCGAUGCAGGCUCAGAGAUGACGGACUCGUCGGGCGAUACCAACACGCUGACAAAGGGGAGUUCAGACGUUGGCACGUCGAUGAUGGGUAUAGAUAAUCCACUGAUGACCCCGGAAGAAUAUUAUGAUAUCCCGGGUCCAAGUACAUCCGAUAGAAUGUCAAGAUAUAUUGUACGUUAGUUAAUUAAGUCAUAUAUCUUUUACACGAGAAUGAAUACGCAAUGUUCAAUUCGCAUUUAUUUUCAUGUCAUAUAGUUGCAAGAUGUUUGAUCCCUUCGUUCGCUCGCAUCAGUCAUUUUUCAUGUAGUUCUCUAGAAAAAGGAGACGCGUUCAUUCCACUUUUGACUUAUUCCAUCUUAAGUACACCACUUUAAAACUCACCGCCUUGUUUUUAAAUCUGUGAUCACAAAGCACCCGUCAUGCUGUAUUGUUUAAAAAAAAUUUAUAGGCCUAUCAUCUUCACAAUCUUGGGAGUUUUUAUAUUUUUUGUAGUAUUUUUAUAUUUCUCAAUAUUUGUAUUGAAACGAGAUAAUGUGUGUUUCCACGAAGGCUGUGAAAUUAAUAUUUUGUCGAGAAAAGACAAUAUUCGUUUUUUAUCAUAAAGUCCGUGUAUCGUGUCUUGAGAAGCGUGCCUUUGUAACCCUUGUGGUGACUUUAUUUUCUAACCAUUAUCGUGUCUUAUAAUGUAUAGCAAUUUAUGUCAGUGCACUGCACACUGCAAAAUCUCAGGUUUUGAUUUAACACCAGCCCGGAAUCUAUAUAUGUCCACACCAGAGAAGUAUUGAAAGAACACCAGUUUGGAAUCAAACCGAUGCUGUUUUAAUACUGACUGGUGUUGAAUACACACCUAUCUGGUGUUAGACCAAAACCAAACUGGCGCUGUUUCAACGCUUUGGGUGUGGACAUAAUAGAUUCUGGGCUGGUGUUAAAUCAACACCAGUGUUUUUGUAGUGCACCGUAUUCUGUUAGGGCAAUGCCUCGAUGUUGCCUCUUGUACCUGUUAUGUGUGUGAGUAAGGAGGCAUUGUAUGUGUGUGUGUAACAGAGAAUUACUAUGUGUUUUUAUAUAUAAUGACUUUCAGCUAUACACAUUUUAAAAUUACUGAUUAGUUGAUUAUUUUCAAAGAAGGGCACUAUAGCUAGCAACCAGUGAUGGUGGAUCCAGGAAUAUUUUCGUCAGUUUGUCGUCGAAUUCCAGUACUCUUGUUUAUAUCAAAAUGUAAUAGAUAGAUUUUAAAAAGGAAGAAAUAAGAAAGGGAGCGUUUUUUU